Naegleria lovaniensis is the source of this 531-nucleotide messenger RNA. RefSeq lists its product as uncharacterized. The transcript has a single exon. The record is from RefSeq and is a predicted model, not a curated record. Lineage: Eukaryota; Heterolobosea; Eutetramitea; Acrasida; Naegleriidae. Bases 1 to 531 code for a protein of 176 amino acids.
AUGUCAUCAUCGGAGCAACAAAUAUCCACCCCAUCACCUCCCAAGAAAAGUAAACAAGAAGAAAAAUUACAGAAAAUCCGAGAAAGUAGAACUCUUGAAUUUAUUCGUCCUCAUCGGUGCGAUAUUCGUUUGGAAGAAUUCUAUGCUGGAACGUGGGCAACAUUUAAUCCACUUGUAUCUUUUAAAUUAUUUUCAACCUAUGUAAAAUGUUUACGUUCCGAAGUUGGACAGGAGCCCACCACUCCACUUCAUUACAUUAGUGAUGAUGCCUAUAAUAUUUACAAAAAAGUCUAUCAAGAUGGAAGAGUGAGGGGAAAGUUUUUUCAAAAUACUGAAACUACAAUGGCAAAAGAAAGGAUAGCCCAAAAACAACAGCAACAAACAACACUAUCCACGUCAGCGACGACUAGGAAUAACUUUGAAAAUUCAUCCAUGACGGAAACAAACACACCUCAGAACACGAGUCAAACUACCAUUACGCAACAGCCAACUCUGACCUUACCUGAAUUGCAAAGAUUAAAGAAGAAGUAA